AUGAGUACAUUAAAAGAUGAAAAUAGCGCUGAGUUCACCUUUAUAGAGGCAAUAAAAGACGCACUACUAACACAACAUAACGAAGAGCCUACAAGGCUAACUGGCAGAGACAAGGCAUCACUGCUCGAUAUUGUGAUGUCAGAUAUAGUCUUAAACGAUCUAGACAUCACGUUAGAGGCGCCAAUCGGAAAAAGUGACCAUGUCCUUGUCAAGAUAGAUGUGCCACGAGGCAAACAGUCCUUCCUAGUGCUUGUGUUUGUUACCCUCGUAAGCGUUCUGAUCUGGAACUGCAGCGACUCGUAUAAUGUAACCUACAAUAACGUCCAGUUGACCUUGAAUCGAAUGCAAUCAUCAACCACAUGUGCAAACAAGAAGACAAACGUCGCUUUAGUCAAAGUUCACAAGUGCGUGAGUGACCUUAUGGCCAAGAUGUUGAUGCGGUUUGCGGAGAAAAAUCACCUGGAAAUGCCCUUGAACAAUACAGUUACCUACAUCAGCUAUCCCUCAGAUGCUUUCAGAUCAGUAUUCAAUUCAUCCGUUGAGCCUAAUACGUAUCAGGUCAUGGCCAUGCACACACUUUACAACUACUCCUAUUGGAACUCUCUAAUGAAGCACCCUUUCCACCUGGUCGGCCUUGUUAGGGAACCACUGGCUCAAUUCAAAUCCUACUUCAGCUAUUUUGGCUACAACCAAAGAGUUUCCUCCGUUUACUCAAACUUCACUACCCAGAAAGGAUCUCUGGAUUUUUUCCUGGAAAAUUACAGUGACAUCAUGAUGCCUAACAACUGGCAAAAAGUGCGAAGUCAUAUAAACAACUUACGAAACACAAUGAUGUUUGACUAUGGCGGAAGCAGUUUAACCUCAGAAUCAGCAGCUGAAAAGUACAUUGGCGAAUUAAUGAACAACUUCACCGUCAUGAUAGUUGCCGAAAAGUUCGACGAAAGUCUAGUUGUGAUGAAGAAUAAACUAUGUUGGGAUUGGUCAGAUAUUGUUUAUGUUAAGGCUAACGUCGGUAAUUACAAUUACGGAGAAAACACAACUUUGGAAAAUAAGCGUAGAGUUUUACACCAACAGUUUUCGCCAUUUGAUUACAUUCUCUACAACAAAUCAGUAACCAAGUUACAAAACGACAUUGAAAAGGUAGAAAAUUUUGAUCAACAACUUCAGGAGUUUCGAAGAGUGAAUAAACACGUGGUAAGUUGGUGUGAACAAAAAAACCUGACGAACACUUCCUCGUUUUCGAUGCAAACUCUGUUCACAAAUGGAGGCGAGACAUUUUAUGACUACAUGGGAUGCAAAAGGUUGAAGCAAUACAUAAUAUAUUAUAUAGACGAAAUGAAUGAAUCUAGAAGGAGAGGAAUUCACUGAUAGUUAAACCAAGCAGAUGUCAUAAAUUUAUCAUAUAG
Molecule: messenger RNA, 1406 nt
Organism: Symsagittifera roscoffensis
Lineage: Eukaryota; Metazoa; Xenacoelomorpha; Acoela; Convolutidae
Product: galactosylceramide sulfotransferase-like
Exons: 6
Coding region: 1-1368 (455 amino acids)
Biological process (GO): glycolipid biosynthetic process
Cellular component (GO): membrane
Molecular function (GO): galactosylceramide sulfotransferase activity
Source: RefSeq, a predicted model, not a curated record